AGUUGUACGCUGACAGUACCUAAGUGAUAGGAUGGUGUCAUUUCGCACGCUUUUCCUGACGAUGGUGAUUUCCGCUGCACUUGGUGCAUGUCCGUAUGAUGACGUGACUUUACAUGACUGGUCGGAUCCAGAUACUUGGCCGAAUGGAGAAGUACCAGAUGUCGACAGUGUAGUGAAGAUUUGGAAAAAGAUUCGUUUGAACGUGUCCCCUCCGAAACUUAAAGGAAUAGAGAUCAAUGGAGGAGGAAGUCUGGUAUGGGGGAAAAUCCCGGGCGAAGAAAUCAAUCUCAACACCCAUUACAUUCAUAUCAAGGACGGGGGAAAAAUGGUCAUCGGAUCCGAGGAUUGUAAUUAUGACGCCAAGACUACUAUUACUUUGCUAGGAACGCGAGGGGUGUCCUCUAUUCCUGAUUUUGGUGAAAAGUUUAUAGGUGUAGAUGCAGGUGGUACUUUCGAAUGUCACGGAAAGAAGACUCUGGCGUGGACAAAACUAACAGGCACCAUAAGUGGAUUCAAUGCUCUGACUCUAGAUUUCAGACAUAAGGAACAACCAGGCAUCAAAAACUGGAAUGGUGCUUGCUUGUAUCAUUUUAGCGCAGACGGUACUUUUGUCAAGAGCUUGUUUCGGGGCGCUAAUAGUAUUGAUACCACAGAAUAUAUGAAUUUUGUCACUGGUGUCCCAACAUCAGACAUAAUUGCAAUGGCCACACAAGGCGAUCUGGACAAUAAUGUAAUGUCUAAAUUGUAUCCUGUAGUAGAUGUUUUGGAUACUACUAACCAGGUGCGCAAACACUGGAUAAAUGAUGCCUAUGUAUUUGCUGCGAGAAAAGGAGAUACGUUUAAAGAUGACAUUGGCAUAUACCAAUUUGGACACGAGUAUUCAGAGGCAACAAUGAAAUUAGAUAUCUUAGGAAAUAGCAACUCUCUUGUGGUAAUGUCCAGAAACAACAAGGAGGUAAAUGUUGACAGUUACGUAGAUUUCCUUAUCAUGGACCAGGCCCUCGCCAAUCCGAUCAUCGAUGUGGUAGACGAUGUAGGCUUUUGGCCUGUAGGGGACAAAAUUUACGUCACGUCCACUGACUAUGAUUGGAAACAAGUGGAGGAGUUCACGAUUAUGGAAUGUCCGCAGUGUCUAACAAACCAGAUUCAACUAAAUAAACCUCCAAGGUUUUCUCAUUAUGGUGAAAUCUUUAAACGAGUGGACAUGAGAGCAGAAGUGUUCCGAACGACUCGGAAUAUUCACAUCACAAGCGAAGUGGCAGAGGGAGAAUCCAAUGGAGGUCAUAUCAAGUUCCUGUAUGGAUUUAAGACUGUGAAAGUGGAAAACGUAGAGUUAACGAACUUGGGUGAUCCAUUGGUGACAGGAAGAUACCCUCUUCAUUAUCACAUGUGUGAAAACCUAGCAGACAAGAUGAUUUAUGUCAGCGAGUCGUACCUUCAGAACAACUCAAUUCAUCACUCCCAGUUUAGAUGCAUCACCAUACAUGGUACACACAAUGCAAAGAUAAAAAACAACAUUUGUUUGAAUUCGGUCGGGCACGGAUUAUUCGUUGAAGAUGGUGGAGAGAAACAUACACUGUUUGAAGGAAAUUUGGCUCUAGGCCAAAGAGCAUGGACGGGUUUGAUAAACCACCCAAUAACAGGAGCGCUACCUAGCGACAGAGAACCUGUUACCUACUGGAUCACAAACCCGCUUACAAAAAUGAUAAAUAACGUGGCAGCAGGGAGCGAUUUCAUUGGAAUUUGGUUUCUCUUCCCGGAGGCCCCGAUAGGACCCUCAGCCACGAAAAACUUCAUGAGACCAGGCGAGGCUAAACACACACCAGUAGAAUUAUUCACAAACAAUGUUAUUCAUUCUUAUGGAAAAACUGGACUUUUCGUGGAUAACCAGUUAUUCCCAAAUCAAACUGUAAACAAGGUAUACAACAAACUAAAUACCCGGAUGACACCGACCGACACAACAUCGGAACGUGUUCCUAUGAUCUUCGACAGAACAACAGCAUUCAAGUGCAGAAAUCGGAAUUUGUGGAUCCGUGGAGGUCCAACUAUAGUUCGAUACGCAUCGUUGGCUGAGAGUAUGGAGGUAGCUGCCCUUGUAAAAGAACAGACCUCCUAUCAACUAUUUGAGAAAAGCGUGGUAAUUGGAUUGACAGAGAAUUUGGGAGAACCACAAAAUGUGAAAGCAAAAGAUGGAAGUAUUUUAAAAUGGUCUCGUUCCAUGCCAAAGUUUAAUUUAGCGAAUACGAUCCGAGGUUUUCAAUUUCGUCGUGGACCAGUGUUUGUAAGAUCCUGCUUUUUUGGGGGAUUUCAGCCCACCGAUCAAUACAACGCUGCAGCUUUUACACAUAGUGCCUGUGUACUAGAAUUCAACUCCCGCAACUACUUCAUGUCCACCUUUUUUGAUUUUGCCGAUGGUUCUAAUGCUGGAAACCGAUUUUUACAUGUCCCAUGUAAAAAACAAGUCCACAGUGAUGCUACAUUAGCGAUCAAAGAUUUCAAAAACGACUUCUAUAUCGUGAAAAACAUUCCAUUUACAACAACGGAGGAGUGUAGUUACAGAAGCAACUGGGGUGCUGCAAAAUGUCCUCAUGAUUACGGUCAGAUUUCCGUGUAUACACCGCCAACCGGGAAUAAUAUGUUUGUUGCCAGGACUGACGUCAAUUUCCCAAUAGUAGAAGUGUACGAUCAAAUCCCAUCCCAGAGAUUUAUCACCAUCUUAGGAGGACGAUUUAACUAUCUUUUCUACUUUAAAACCGCAGUACCUAAAAAUAUCUUUCUGGUCGGAUCUUCCAUUACGAAGUCCAAGACUGUGGUUCUGGCUUACUGUAUUCCAAGAAAUGCUGCUUUCAACAUGAAGUUCAAAAUCGGAGACACUGAGUUAACUACGACUCAGGUGAAUUCAUUGGAAAAAGUCCAAAGUGACACAGAUGGUGGGAAGUUCUUCUUCGACCAAACAGUGGGAGUCGUGUUUUUCAAGAUGCUUCACAACAAGGACUUCAUGGGUGAAUUGUCACAAUGUCCUCAGAACAGGUGCCCUACUGUCAAUAUUUUCAUAGGCCAGGGAGACAUGUCAGACAACGACUGUUCUGGGAGAUUUCAGACCAAUCCUAGCUACGUCCAACCUGCACCGAAUGGUCAACCUACAGAGUCAGUGGAAGAAAUGCCGGCAGAUGUCAGUUCACCACCUGGCUGGAUCGGUGCAGGGGCAUCCUACCCAUUCCCACAGUGAUCAUAAGAAUGUUGGUAUUAUGCUUUAGGUAUGAAUUGUCACAGGGAAGCAUCAUAAGAAUAAACUAUGUUGUUGAAACAUA
Ostrea edulis (European flat oyster) is the source of this 3311-nucleotide messenger RNA. Its product is annotated as cell surface hyaluronidase-like. The record is from RefSeq and is a predicted model, not a curated record. The transcript is spliced from 23 exons. Lineage: Eukaryota; Metazoa; Mollusca; Bivalvia; Ostreida; Ostreidae. Bases 32 to 3229 code for a protein of 1065 amino acids.